CGAAUGCGCAACUCGUCAACGUUAUUCUUUGUCACGGUUACCUACCUUACCUAGGUACGGAUAGGUAGGUAGGCAGGCAGGCUAUGACCUUGAGAGGUCUGCUUCUGUUUCUAGGCCAUUCCAUGCCUACCGAGGGGCCGAGACACGCAAUGAGACAGCACCCCGAGGGUGCGAGACGGCACAAAAUCCGUAAUGGCAAACAGUUCAGGACAUCAAGGUCAUGUUCAAUCCAUGCAAUAGGAGACGAUACAAUGGCAAGAAAGUAAUACAAGGUCUAGAAUAGGUAGCCGUUCUCUCCUCCUAAUCUCCCAGGUAUUUAUUUGCUGUUAAGCUCAGCGGCCUUGGCGCGACGCUCCUCCUUGGUGCCCUCCUCUGGGACGUUCAGGUCCUGCUUGAUGGCAGGGCCGGGGUUCGCCGUGAAGGCCUGGAACUUCUGCUUGACAUCGUCGGCCAUCUCCUUCAUGCGACCGCCGUCGACCUGGAUAUAAGAGUUAGGAAACGGUAAUUAAUUUGAU
This is a messenger RNA of Lasiosphaeria miniovina, 515 nucleotides long. RefSeq lists its product as uncharacterized. The transcript is spliced from 2 exons. NCBI's taxonomy places the organism in Eukaryota, Fungi, Ascomycota, Sordariomycetes, Sordariales, Lasiosphaeriaceae. Bases 84 to 266 code for a protein of 60 amino acids. The record is from RefSeq and is a predicted model, not a curated record.